GUAAAAAACACAAAUAUUGAGAGAUAAAGGAACCAGAUUCCCUUAUAUAUGUUGUAUUGUAUAUCAAUAGAGAAAUAAUCAGUUAGGAUGGUUUCGAAAGUACUACAACUGAUAAUUGUUCUAGUAUGGAUGACACAUAGUGUACACAGUUGUUCGUGUGCUGGUGUUAAGCACCCACAAGAUAAAUUCUGCAAGGCUGGACAUGUUUUCUAUGGCAAAGUUAUCAAGGAGAAACUUAUACCAGGUCCAGCUAAUGAUGUUAACAAUAAUGACGCGAUUUGGGAAUAUACCUUUAAAAUUAUUUUCAAAAUGAAAGGAGUGAGCGAAGGAGUUGGACAAAAUAUUGUUAUAGAGACAGCAGGAAAUGGUGCGCUCUGCGGAGUACGCUUUAAUGUCGGAAAGUCGUAUAUCUUAAUGGGUGCAAAAAAACCUGAUGGAACGAAAACCAUAGCUUCGUGUGAUUUCAUCAGUCAACUCAGCAAUCUGUCACCAUAUCAAUCGUUUUACCUGUUUACAAGAGGUUCUUAUUCAUACAGACGUAAUUGUAAAAAAAGAUGCAAAAUUAGUCCGGACUCAAAAGAUUGCAAAUAUGAUCCUUUCAAUACAAAUGACGGUACCAUCUGCCUUGCCAAGAAGGCAUUGUGCCGAAGAGAAGGAUGGCAGUGCCGCUGGGUUAAUAAUGGAACAUGUUAACGUGCUUAUUUCAUCAACACGCGGACCUCAAUGGCUGACUGAAUGCACUUGCAAUAAUUAAAUU
Molecule: messenger RNA, 757 nt
Organism: Mytilus californianus (California mussel)
Lineage: Eukaryota; Metazoa; Mollusca; Bivalvia; Mytilida; Mytilidae
Product: metalloproteinase inhibitor 4-like
Exons: 5
Coding region: 88-693 (201 amino acids)
Biological process (GO): negative regulation of endopeptidase activity; negative regulation of membrane protein ectodomain proteolysis
Cellular component (GO): extracellular matrix
Molecular function (GO): protease binding; metalloendopeptidase inhibitor activity
Source: RefSeq, a predicted model, not a curated record